AUGACAGUACUAGCUCGCCAUCUCCGCUCAAGAUGGCCCCCACGCAAUGCGCCAAUAUUUGCAAGCCGUCCGAGCAUAUAUGCUCCAUCUCUACAUUACUUGCGACGGGAGCUGCACGGCUUUCAUAGGACCCCCCCUCAACUUCGGGAAAAGGCCGAAAACCCGAGCAGCGAUCUUAAGAUAAACGAUUUGGAAAGGGCCAUUGAAGAUGAUUUUGCGACUAUUAGAGGGAAAUAUGCUACGCCUAAAUACCCAAUCGUGCUUGCCCAUGGCUUGAUGGGCUUCGACAAGCUCAAAUUUGCCGGCGACUUCAUCCCCGGUGUCGAAUACUGGCGCGGAAUUGUAGAAGCACUCGAGGCCAACGGCGUGGAAGUUAUAACCGCCUCGGUCCCUCCAUCUGCCAGCAUUGAAGAGCGCGCUCUCAAGCUAGGACAGGAUAUUGCGCGGAAGGCGAAUGGCAGGAGUGUCAAUAUUAUUGCUCACAGCAUGGGAGGACUGGAUGCGCGAUAUAUGAUCUCGCGCCUCAAGCCCGAGAAUGUCGAGGUACUGUCCCUGACAACCGUUGCGACGCCACAUCGCGGGUCUGCCUUUGCGGACUUCAUGUUUGAGGAGAUAGGCCCGAAGAACCUACCGACACUGUACAAGAUAUUCGAGGGCGUGGGACUAGGAACAGGGGCAUUCAGCCAACUAACAAGGAAGUUCAUGAUCGAAGAGUUCAAUCCGAAGACGCCUGACAAGCCUGGCGUACAGUACUUCUCCUACGGCGCGGACGUGCACCCGAGUUUCUUUAGCGCGUUUAAGCAACCGCAUAAGGUUGUGGAGAAGAUGGAGGGUCCGAACGAUGGGCUGGUGAGUGUGGGGAGCAGCAAAUGGGGCACGUAUAAGGGGACGUUGGUGGAUGUCAGCCACCUGGAUCUCAUCAAUUGGAGCGCGAUCAGGGUGUUCAUGGGCAAGAUCAAUGGGGGGAAGAGGAGGUUCAACGCUAUUGCGUUCUAUCUUGACAUCGCCGACAUGCUGGCCAAAGAAGGCUUGUGA
Messenger RNA from Pseudogymnoascus destructans, 1035 nucleotides. RefSeq lists its product as uncharacterized. The coding region runs from base 1 to 1035 and encodes 344 amino acids. NCBI's taxonomy places the organism in Eukaryota, Fungi, Ascomycota, Leotiomycetes, Thelebolales, Thelebolaceae. Gene Ontology annotation, molecular function: triacylglycerol lipase activity. The record is from RefSeq and is a predicted model, not a curated record. The transcript has 2 exons.